Molecule: messenger RNA, 4619 nt
Organism: Epinephelus fuscoguttatus (brown-marbled grouper)
Lineage: Eukaryota; Metazoa; Chordata; Actinopteri; Perciformes; Serranidae
Gene: nmnat2
Product: nicotinamide nucleotide adenylyltransferase 2
Exons: 11
Coding region: 201-1124 (307 amino acids)
Biological process (GO): NAD+ biosynthetic process
Cellular component (GO): Golgi apparatus
Molecular function (GO): nicotinate-nucleotide adenylyltransferase activity; nicotinamide-nucleotide adenylyltransferase activity
Source: RefSeq, a predicted model, not a curated record
UAACACAGUGACGCUGCUUCCUGCCGCAGACACACCAGCCUCGCCUCUCAGUCUCUCUCUGCAGCGGCCGACCGCUACAAACAAACGACGACCCGGGAGCACACACACACACACACACACGCACUUACAUCAGGACCGGGACCGUACCGGACCGGGACACAGGACCACAGAAGAGGAGGACGGAGACUGGAGACAGGAACAUGACAGAAAACACCAAAACCCACGUCAUCCUGCUGUCCUGCGGCAGCUUCAACCCCAUCACCAAGGGACACAUCCAUAUGUUCGAAAAAGCCCGAGAAUAUCUGCACAAAACAGGUCGCUUCAUCGUGAUCGGAGGAAUCAUCUCACCGGUGCACGACUCCUACGGAAAACCUGGUUUAGUUCCCAGCAGACAUCGUCUCACCAUGUGUCAGCUGGCUGUUCAGUCCUCUGAUUGGAUCAGGGUGGACCCCUGGGAGUGUUACCAGGACACCUGGCAGACGACCUGCAGCGUGCUGGAGCAUCACCGCGACCUGAUGAAGAGAGUCACCGGCUGCAUUCUGUCCAACGUCAACACGCCAUCGACAACUCCCGUGAUUGGCCAGCCACAGAACCAGGCUCCUCCCAUCUACCAGAACCACAACAACAUGAAUCACAAGCCCACAGCCAUCAAACUGUGGGGGAAGAUCAGUGAGAGUUUGGGGAAGAUCUGCUGCGUCCGCCCUCACAUCGAACGCUUCACCUUCGUCGAUGAAAAUGCUAACCUGGGUACCGCAGUGAGAUACGAGGAGAUCGAGUUACGCAUCUUGCUCCUGUGUGGCAGUGAUCUCCUGGAGUCCUUCUGCAUCCCUGGUCUGUGGAAGGACAGUGAUAUGGAGGUGAUCGUGGGGGAUUUUGGGAUCGUGGUGGUUCCUCGUGAUGGAGCCGACACAGAGAGGAUCAUGAAUCACUCCUCCAUCCUCCGCAAGUUCAAGGACAACAUCAUUGUGGUGAAAGAUGGGAUGAGCCACCCGAUGUCCAUCGUCAGCUCAACCAAGAGCAGACUGGCCCUGCAGCACGGUGACGGCCAUGUUGUGGACUACCUGUGUCAGCCCGUCAUCGACUACAUCCUGCAGAGUCAGCUGUACAUCAACGCCUCCGGAUAAUCGACCACCUGCCCGCAUGACAACAGGCAGAGUGGAGGAGGGGGGGAGGGGCGCUACCUUCAACCACCACCAUCAUCCCCCUCCCAAAAAAACCCCCCAACAACUUCCUUCUCUGUCUUGUGUGUCAAACAUAUACUCUUCUUUGAGCUUUCUGACUGGAGCAUUAGUGUCCCUCCUUCUGUCUGUGUCAUGUGACUUUACCAUCAGGGAGGGGGUCAAGGGGGGCUGGGAUGGGGUGAAUGGCGGGGGGCAUUUUGGGAUGACAUGGCGGUGUUGGAGAGGAAGUGUGGAGAUCAUCUUUAAGGGCUGCAGAGGUGUCAUUGAUGUAUUUUCACUGCAGAGGUGACGGCAGUGUUUUUCUCUCUGUUUGUUUUCUGUCUUUAUUAAAGUUCGGGGGUGCAUGACACACCGCCAGGCAUGCUCAGUGUACCGGGGCAGAUGGGAAAAAAUCUCUUCUUCUGUAUCAGGGGGGCAUUUAGCUAAAAGGAGAAAGGGUUAAUGGGCCUCAUGCAAGAACCUAUACGGAUAGAGUCAUUAGAAAACUUCCCCUGUUCCUCAAAUUUAUUCAUCGUUUUUUCAUCUAAAUUAAAGUUUAAUUUUACCAAACUAGAGCUACAAUUAAAACGUAGUGUAAAACAGACUGUCAUGUGUUGCAUUUCAGCACAUCUUGUAUGAUAGCAUCCAUAGGAGUUCUGAGCUGACAUGGCGACUGUUGCUCACAACUAACUUGCUAAUUGAGCCGUUAGCUUCAUUUAGCUCCAGCUGACUUUGCACCAAAUUCCAUGCAUAUCCUACAUAAUCAAAGCCAGGAAUUCAUGUAUAAUCCAUGUAUUUGGGAAGGUUGUGAUCACAUGACCAACGCGCUGACGGGAGAAAAGACGAAGAAGAACGUGGUUCUGAAAGGUCGGAGGGGUGGGGCGCUGGAAGGUUCAGAAAAUGCAAACUUUCCCUUGAGAAGAUCUGUGUUUGUGACCGCAGAAAUUUUAAGGUGCAUCUGUACCAUGUUUCCCUUCCCAAACCUGACCUCUGUAACUCUGCGUAAAGUACGUAAGGUCAGUGAUGCAAAUUCGUUGGCUAUCAUACGAAUCUUUGUAUUAGGUUGCUUGUUUUAAUUGAGAAUCCCGGCAAAGGUUUUUAAAUGCAACCUGGUUUCACCUGCGACACACUUGGUCAGCGGCCCUCCGUGUCAGACACCAAAGCACACAGGCACCCUCAGCCGCAUGACGAGCACAGUGUGGUGACAUCUGUUGAUGCGCACAGCAACAACUAAAUUAUAAAGAGUAAGAAAGUUACACCGAUGUCGUGAUGUCAUAACAUGUUAAUAACAAACGUGUCUGUUUUAAGCCAAACAUGAUGUUUUUGUACAACUCAUCCUCACUGCGACCUCGUCACAUGUCUGUCACGUUUGGUCAUGGACUUUCCACGUCCACAUAUGACGUCCAAGGUACCCUGGGUGUGUUGGUUGUUGACGUUCUGGGACGCCGUGUCAACUUCAGCCUGUUACAUGCAUUGUCUGUUUUCAAAAUACACUUCUGUUUUCACAGGAAAUUUAACAUACAGUCUCAAAAGCACUACGUUGGUACGACACCACUGAUUGACCUUGUUUUCCUUCAACAACACACACACGUGGUUGGGCUCAGAAACAAGAACAGGGUUUGGCUUUACAAUCUUACGGGAAGUGAACACCGGCCUCCUUGUCGAAAGUUGGUGUCUUCUGGAUCCAUCCACCACCCGUCCCGCCCCAUCCUACUCAGACUUCUGUUGCUUUAGGUUUCAUUGUUGUGCCACCACAUUUCCCCGAGGCUGCUGGGACUGUUAAACAAUAAUGGCGAGCGGCUACGUAUCAUGCUGACAUAUAAGGAUGGCUGUAAUUGUCGGUGUCUGAUGCCGGAAGUCACUGACCAAGCCCGAUUUUUGAUGACUUUGGAGUGACACCAAUUGGUUUGGUUUGCACGUUCUCCUGUGCACCAAAAUCAAAGCAUAUCUACAUAAUCUUAAACCAAUAAUUCAAGUAUAACCUAUGUAUUUUGGAAAGCUGUGAUCACGUGACCAUUGCACUGAAAAAAAGAAGGAAGCGGUCCAGUCAUUAGGCAGGUGGUAGCGGUAGAUGGGUCACAAAACACAGGACUUUCCCCAGGAGACUGGUGUUUGGAACAGUUUGAACUUUGAGGCAUCUGAAAGUACGUCCUCAUCGUGUUUCUUUUCCUGAGCCUAUUCACAGUAACUUUACUUGCCCAAAACUAACCUCCAUAACUACCUUAAUUACCUAACUUUACGUUGAGGUAACGUCAUACGUGGGUUGCUAAUUCGUAGGACUUCAUUUUUGAAAACAACUGUGUGCAUGUAACGAGCAGAAACCUCCUAGUGACAAAGUCAGCUGAUAUGCUACGUGGUUUGUGGAAACGUACAAUGCCAACAUUUCCUUCUGAUGACUGGUCUGACCUACUCUGAGCGCCACAAUCCAUCAAAGUGAAUUUUUGCUUGGAGUCGUUUGCAGAAAUUUGAAGAGCAGACAGUUUGUGUUGGCAUGGAACACAAACUGUCUGACAAAGUGCAGCAAAAAUCAGCAACUAUUUAGAUUAUCAAAUUAUCUUUUGUCUCUUGAAUGAAACAAAAUGUGAGGAGAUUUCAGUUGUUCAGAUUUCGGUGUCCAAUCUAAUCUGUUAAACCCAACAACAUUUGGAAACUUGUCAGAUGAAUUCUUUGUUUCAAAUCUUAUCUUUGUCCAGUGAACAGUUUGUGGGGCGACUUCAUAAUCGAAACACUGAAACUGAAGUUGUUUGGUUCCUUUAUGAGAUAAAUUAACGUACCAGCUGUACGUUGAGAGUUAAAACAUUUUGAUCUUGUUCGGAUGCACCGUUGCAUCAGUCCGCGCCACUCUUGGUGAAUUCUUCCUCCUGUCUGAAGACACAGUAACAUCUGUUCAGAAUAAGAACACAUACGUGUUCUUGCACGAGGCCCGCUGCUGUCGUCUGUCCACGUCUGAGGUAAAUCUAACCAACGCUCAGCGACCGUCUCAGUCUCAGUCCUGCUGCAGCUGUAGCUCAAACUGUACAUAGUUACACACCAAUCAUAGUUCAGGUCAACAAUUUAACCUCCGAGCUGAAGGUAUAUUAACCUGCAGGUAACCAUAGCAACAGUACCGAUGCUUCAGGCUCAACCCAACCGGUAAACUGAACACAGACACACUUUAGAAGAUUUAAACUCUCAGGACAUCCUGAGGUCAUUGGACAUGAUGAUGAUGAUGAUGAUGAUGAUGAUGAACUUUUCUAAAAGCAGCAGUGUUGUUGUCGGAGUGUUUCGGGUUGUUUUUGUUCUUCUCCAUGUGCUCCUGUUAGCUCUCGUUAGACUGCAUGCUUAGACAUGUUCGGUUCUGGCAUGAAUGUUCAUCACUUGGUAGAAUCUGAUCUGUCGUGAACGUGUUUGCAAAAAAAAAAAAAAAAAAAAAGAAACAACACAAAAAGUAAAUAUAUAUAAAUAUAUAAAUAUAAUAUA